GAUCACACUCCAAUUGGCUGGCCGAUCAGUAAAAAUCCCAAAGGGAGUGGUGGAGAAUGUAUUGGUGAAGGUGGGAAGUUUAUUCUCCCUAUAGAUUUUGUGAUUCUGGAGAUGGAAGAAGAUCAGGGAGUGCCUCUAAUUCUCGGCAGACCUUUUCUAGCAACUGGUGAUGCACUCAUCGAUGUUGGGAGAGGCAAGUUGACAUUCCGAGUAGGUAAGGAGGAGGAAAUUUUUAAUGUCUUUCAAGUUGAUCAUAAUCACGAUGCAAUUGAUGACCUUGAAAGUGGAGCUCGAGAAAGGAAAAAUUCCUCUUCAUGAUAGUGGAACAGCUGAAGUAUCACAUGCCCUAGCAACUCAAAGUCUGAAAUCAAAGCAAGGGCAGAAAUCCUUGCUAGAUCACCUCAAGUAUAGAUAUUUGGGUAAGGAUUUCAAUCUUCCUGUCAUUAUUCCUUCUUCACUAACAUUGAAACAGGAAGAGUACUUGCUUGAGGCACUGCAGUACCACCUACGCCUCACUAAAGGGUCUAACAUGCCAGCUAAGAAGGUCAUACCAAAUUUCGCACACCUGGCCCUGCAGAGGUGACUCAUAUGUUGGAUGGAGGGUAUGCGUUCUAUCAUUGCUCGGGAGGGUAUUAUGGAUACCUUUCCAUACCCAUUGGUUGAAAGCUCCAUGAACGUCAGGCUGAGGACGUUAAACAAGCGCUUCUUGGGAGGCAACCCAAGGUAAGUUUUCUUUUCUUUUCUUUAUUUUUCUUUUUAGUUGUGUCAAACCCGUGCAUGUUUAGAUUAGGAGUUGAACAUUAGGGACAACGUUCCAUCCUGAGUGUGGGGUGGUGAGUCUUAGUGUUGUUUGUCCCUGUUGCAUGUGGUAUAAAAAAAAGUUAAAAAAAAAAUUGACAUUGGUGAGUCUUAGUGUUGUUUGUCCCUGUUGCAUGUGGUAAAAAAAAUCCAAAAAAAAAAUUUUUGUGUGUUCCUUUAGUCAUGUGGUCGGUAAAAAAAAAUAAAAAAAUAAAAAAAAAUUUGCCAUUAGGUUGAGCACAGUGUGUAAAAAGCAGGCUACCUGUGCAAAGCUAAUGGCUAAAAAAUACCUAAAAAUCAGAAAAAUUAAAAACAAAACCUUGUACUCUUAUGGUAACAUGAUGUGAAUGACCGUGAUGCCUUGAAAAUGAGAUUGUGCUUAAAUGAAAUCAUCAAAGUCACCCCACUAGUGUUGAAUUGAAUGGUUCUUCAUAAUGAGCUUAAAUGUUUUGACUGACUUGAUAUGCUUUGAAUGAGCAACUCUUUUAGCAACAUUUUCUUUUGUGAGGAUAGUGUAAUGACUUUUGGUGAAGUAGUUAGGUGGAGAACAUUGACCAUUCGACAUGUUUGGAUACCGUGCUUACUUGCAUCAAUUGUGAGCUUUUGAUUUUGUAACGAGUCUCUUUGUUUUGAUGGUUUUAUGAUGGGGUGAACUGUAUCUUUAUAAAUGAGAAAACACUAUCUGACAAGUAAAAUAUAAGAAAGUUGCCAUAACAAUUAAAGUGUGGGUAAAAAUGCCAAAAUCGUGUGAGGCAAUCACUCAUUGCACAUGGGGAUGAGCAAAAAUUCAAUUGAGAAUCGGUUCGCGACCGUACGAUGUUGCUUAUCAAGUACGAUCCCCAGUUGAGUGAAGUGCCAUUUGAGGAUGUGUAGUGACCCUCCACACGGACCGAGGAUAAGGAGUUAAAAGAAGCCCUUAUGUGAGUGCUAAGAAGCAGAAAUUGCUCUUACUCGGUCACCGGUAGUAAGAAACAAAUCCCACUUGUACUAAAUACGACUUCUCGGCAAGCAAAAGCAGAAAGAGAGAAAGCCUCUCCUUGUCAUAAAAGGUAGUGAAGUGCUUAAAGUUAAAAUCAUGUUUGCGAAAGGCUUUCCCCAUUAGUUUUUGAGACUCAUGCUUCAUUAAUUGCUUAUGAUUGGUGUGAGUAAGCCAGAUUGUCCUCACGAGAUAUGCACCUCACUGAUGUGGUUAGAUUCUCCUAAUGACUUUUGCACCAUAAGUUGUUAAUCACCCGCUACUGACGACCUGAAUUGAGUGUUGCUAAUUGAGUUUUUGGUGGAUUUGAGUCAGUCAAUGGUAAUGGUUGCAAAGAACUUGAGUGUGGGGUGAAAGGUAUGACCAUGAAAGCACAACUCGUCCGUUGAGAAAGAAACUACUGAUUACAACAAGAGUACAAGGAAAUUUUGUGUUUUGCUUUGAGUGUUGAGUCUGUAAUGUGUCAUUGUUUUGGAUGAUUAUGUGUUUGUGUUGUUUGAGUCGUUGCUUAGGGACAAGCAAGUAUUGAGUGUGGGGUUGUGAUAAUUGUCGAAAACAUAUUGAUUUUGCGUGCUUAAUGUGAUUUUUUCAUCAUAUGUUUGAGACCUAUAAUACUUGUUUGAGGUCCAACUAAGCCUGGAAUGGUUAUAAAACCAUUACCAUCAAGUGCCAAAUGUUUUAUAUAUUUCAGGUAAAUGAAACAAGAAAUUUGCAUUGGGGAUAGAAUAAUUCAAGUGGACUGGAUGUACAUUGGACCGGAACUUACUGAGGAGUUGAACCGGGAUUGGACUUGGGUGGAAUUCUUUUUGGGACGGGACAGGAAUUCUAUUUGGCGGAACGAAGAGGCAGCGGAGAAGUAGCACAGCGCAGCACAGGGGAUCGCGAUCAGAGCAACGGGAAGAAAAUCUCAAUAUUCUUUUCCUUUUGUUUUGAUUAGUGACGUGAUUAUUAUAAACAUGAUUAUAUCUUUUGAUUUCGUCAUGAACUAAACCCCAAUUUCUGGGGGAAACACCAUAGGAUGUAGCUAUUUCUUGAUUUGAUGGAUUGAUUUAUGAUUCUUUUCUUCCAAUCUCUAUUGCAUGAAAUUUCUCAAUGCUUUGUGUUGACUGGCCACCAAUACAAUGAUUUGUAGUUAAUUAGGUUAUUAGCGACAGUGAAACCCUAUUAACUGAACCUGUUUCAUGUGACAUAGUAACUUAUCAAAGCGACAGUGGAUUAAAUAAGGUGCUAUGCGGUCUUAAAGAUGAUAUCGAUCUUCAGACUAUAUAGUUAAUUCAUUGAGCUACGACAGUAGGAUUUGGAUUGAUUAUCUAGUAUGUAGUAAUUCCCGACAGGGAUAGCUAGCACUUUCGUGAUAUCCUGGCUGUAGAGAUAUGGAUUAAAUUGAUUGGAAUAUGUGAAUUAAUCUGGAUAGGAUAGGUAGUGAAUUCCGGUGUUUCUCCCAGAGCUUUCUCCCAUUGAAUUAAACCCGACAUUUUAAUUUGCUUGUUUUGUUUAAUUACUUUGCUAGUAGAUCAUAGUUUCAUCUCAUUAAACAUUUUCACAUAUAGUUUGCUCAAUAAAAAUUGAUAGAACUU
Messenger RNA from Linum trigynum, 3351 nucleotides. NCBI's taxonomy places the organism in Eukaryota, Viridiplantae, Streptophyta, Magnoliopsida, Malpighiales, Linaceae. The record is from the annotation of a GenBank genome assembly.